AUGGGGGGGUCCAGGAUGUGGCAGGUACUGCUGCUCUCCUUCGUAGGGACCGUGACUAGUGACACAUCAUGUUCGGGUUUCUGUGGACAGAGGCCAUUGGCCAAGAAAUUUAGCUCUCGGAUCGUUGGGGGAGUGGACGCACAGCCUGGGGCUUGGCCCUGGAUGGUCAGUAUACAGAUUGUGUAUUGGAAUGGCUGGUACAGGUUCCAUGUCUGUGGGGGCUCCCUCAUAGCUCCAACUUGGGUUCUCACCGCUGCCCACUGCUUCAGGAAUGGUACUAAGACCGACUUGAUCAAUUGGAGGACGGUGAUUGGUGCAUGGGAGAUGCAGGUUGGGUCUCAGGGCUCCAUGGGCAACAAAAUACAGGAGCGAAAGCCCAUCAAGCUUGUGAUACAUGAAAACUACAGUCUUCAGAGCGAAAAAAAUGACAUUGCACUGAUACAGAUGGACAGACCAAUACAGUGUGGGGACCUGGCUCGUAUCGCCUGCCUACCUCGACCAGGCGAGAUCCCAGUCAGACCUGCAGAGAAGUGUUACAUUGCUGGCUGGGGGGCCAGACACGAAGGCAAUCAGAUAUCCCGGAUACUACAGGAAGCCCAGGUUAACAUCAUUGAUUUGAGGAUAUGCAAUGGAACCUUCUGGUACCACGGGUACAUUCACCAUAACAACAUUUGUGCUGGCUACAAAGAGGGAAAAAUUGACAGUUGCCAGGGGGACAGCGGCGGGCCACUCAUGUGUAGGGACACAUACAGCAACACCUAUGUGGUGGACGGUGUCACGAGCUGGGGGGCCGGCUGUGCGCGGGCAUACCGGCCUGGUGUCUACACGUCUACUUGGCACUUUUUGGACUGGAUUGCCGCCAAGAUCGGGCCAGCCACUGAUUUUGCUGCCCUGCCUCCUCGGACCACGACCCCACCGCCCACUACUCGCCCUCCUACAACUGCUCCAAUCAAGAUCUGGCCCCCCACUUACAAACCCUGGACCAAUAUACCCGCCUGGCCCCCCAUUCGAACCAAAGCUCCAGUCACCCCAAUCCGAAUCCCAUUUAUUUUCUAUACAGUCUCAACCCGGUGGCCCUCUGCUACUGUACCCUGGUACUUAAGGUCCUCCACACCCCGGUGGUGGGGCCCUGUUGGGCAAGCGAAGAGCCCUUCCUCCCAGAUCUGGCUCCCAGCCAAUCCCCCAUCGGCAGGCUCCCCAACUCCAAGGCCCUGGCGCCCUGCCCAGUUCAGUGUUCUCCAGCCCUGGAUCUCAAGUGCUUUGGAGGCCAGGGCCCAAGUUUUGGGACCCGGUCAGGACUCGCCUCUUACACUCUCCUUCCCUAAGCGCUUAAGGAUGUUCAUGGACUCCAUGAAAAACAACAGAUCCAUAUGGGACUCUGUCUAA
This is a messenger RNA of Gracilinanus agilis (Agile Gracile Mouse Opossum), 1386 nucleotides long. It is a transcript of the gene ACR, whose product is annotated as acrosin. The transcript is spliced from 5 exons. The record is from RefSeq and is a predicted model, not a curated record. Gene Ontology annotation, biological process: proteolysis; acrosome reaction. Gene Ontology annotation, molecular function: serine-type endopeptidase activity. NCBI's taxonomy places the organism in Eukaryota, Metazoa, Chordata, Mammalia, Didelphimorphia, Didelphidae. The coding region runs from base 1 to 1386 and encodes 461 amino acids.